UAUUUUUUUUUCUUUCUCUCCAAGUUCCAACUUCUUGCCCCUUCUUUCUUCUUUCUUUCCUCUGCUUCCCAUCGUUGAAAUUUAACAGAAUCACGCAUACACUAACAAAUAGAAUACGCUUUUGCUAUUACUAUUGCUUCUAACAUCAUCCAAUUCAAUUCUUUUCUCAAAUAUAGCAUAGUUACUGUUAAACACAGACAGAACACACUUGCAAUUUGAAGAGACUUAUGAACACGAUUCGGUCUCGUUGGUUGUCGAGAAAAAUGGUCGAAGAAUUUGGCAAAUCAGCAACCGCAACCACUUCCUCCACCGAAACGCCGCGUUUUUGGCCUUCUCUCUUACGUUGGAUUCCAACUUCCACCGACCACAUCAUCAAUGCCGAGAAGCGCCUUCUCUCUCUCGUCAAGACUCCAUAUGUCCAAGAAAAGGUUAAUAUAGGCACUGGUCCACCAAAUUCUAGAGUUAGAUGGUUUGGUUCAGUGAGCAAUGAGCCACGGUUUAUUAACACCGUUACAUUUGAUAGUAAAGAUGAUGCUCCUACCCUUGUCAUGGUUCAUGGAUAUGCAGCUUCACAGGGUUUCUUCUUUCGAAAUUUCGAUGCUCUAGCUAAUCGAUUUAGGGUCAUUGCUAUUGAUCAACUUGGUUGGGGUGGAUCUAGCAGGCCUGACUUUACAUGCAAAAGCACUGAAGAAACUGAAGCAUGGUUCAUCGAUUCUUUUGAGGAAUGGAGAAAAGCCAAAAACCUUAGCAAUUUUAUAUUGCUCGGGCAUUCUUUUGGUGGUUAUGUUGCUUCCAAGUAUGCACUUAAGCACCCGGAGCAUGUUAAGCACUUGAUUUUGGUGGGACCUGCUGGUUUUUCACAAGAAACAGAGAGGAUUACAAAGUUCUUAUCAACAUGGAAAGGAUCAAUUUUGAACCAGAUAUGGGAAUCUAACUUUACACCUCAAACUAUUAUUAGAGGUUUAGGUCCUUGGGGUCCUGAUAUGGUGCGCAGGUAUACAAGUGCUAGGUUUGUUACUCAUACAACUGGUGAAAUGCUGAAUGAAACUGAAACCAGUUUGCUAACAGAUUAUGUUUACCAUACUCUAGCGGCUAAAGCUAGCGGUGAGCUGUGCCUCAAACAUAUAUUUUCGUUUGGAGCAUUUGCUAGGAUGCCCCUUCUUCACAGGGCUUUAGAGUGGAAGGUGCCCACCACUUUCAUAUAUGGUAUCCAAGAUUGGAUGAAUUACGAGGGUGCCCAAGAAGCGCGCGACCAGAUGAAGGUUCCAUGUGAAAUCAUUAGAGUUCCCCAGGCUGGUCAUUUUGUGUUCAUUGACAACCCAAGUGGCUUCCAUUCAGCUGUGUUCUAUGCUUGUCGUAGGUUUCUUAGUCCGAAUCCCGAUAGCGAGUCCCUUCCGGACGGGUUAACCUCUGCAUAGGCCAUAAUCUUGUGCAUGCUGUCUAGAAUUUUAUUAUUAUUUGUCAAGUAAAGUUAUUACAAAUUAAAUUCCAUGGGUUAAUGAAGCCAUGUUAAAUUGUAGUUGUAACAGCAAUUACAAGGAACACAACCUGUGUCAUGAAUUUGAUUACUGAAAGAUGUGCUGAAUUAAACUUUGUAAUAUUAAGGUUGUUCUUCUGUAUAGUUUGUACUAUAAAUGAGAAAGUGAUAGCCUAUGUUGUAAUAUAAAUUAAGAACUCAUUACACCUGUCU
Arachis duranensis is the source of this 1690-nucleotide messenger RNA. Its product is annotated as probable 1-acylglycerol-3-phosphate O-acyltransferase. The record is from RefSeq and is a predicted model, not a curated record. The coding region runs from base 228 to 1418 and encodes 396 amino acids. Gene Ontology annotation, molecular function: A2-type glycerophospholipase activity. Lineage: Eukaryota; Viridiplantae; Streptophyta; Magnoliopsida; Fabales; Fabaceae. The transcript is spliced from 9 exons.